This is a messenger RNA of Vitis riparia (riverbank grape), 600 nucleotides long. RefSeq names its product 30S ribosomal protein S31, chloroplastic. Bases 83 to 439 code for a protein of 118 amino acids. The transcript has 3 exons. The record is from RefSeq and is a predicted model, not a curated record. Gene Ontology annotation, cellular component: plastid; ribosome. Gene Ontology annotation, biological process: plastid translation. NCBI's taxonomy places the organism in Eukaryota, Viridiplantae, Streptophyta, Magnoliopsida, Vitales, Vitaceae.
GCGUUCACUGGUUCUUGUUCUAGCGACCAUCGCACACAGCCAACGUACCUUAUCCAUUUCUAUCCAUCUCUCCAGGUCAGCCAUGGCCGCACUCAUACUCGGAGCUCCUGCAAUCGCUCCUCAAUCACUAAAUCUCUCUUCUCGCUUUUCAUUUUCUCAAUCCGAAACCCUCGCCGUUUCUUUCGACACUCGUUUCGUUUCACUCUCAAUUUCUGCAACUUCUCCUCCACCAAUCCCUUCUGUGUACUGUGGCAGAGGUGAUAAGAAGACUGCAAAAGGAAAGCGGUUCAAUCACUCCUUUGGAAAUGCAAGGCCUCGGAACAAGAAGAAAGGGAGAGGUCCUCCUAGGGCACCGAUACCGCCUUCUCCCCCAAAGAAGGAUCGCUUCGAAGAUGAUGAGGUUGUCAAAAUUGAGAUUGAUGAAUCUCUGUUCAAUUGAUGUGAUUUCUGAAUCUUGGACUGCUCUUCUUGUAAUCACAUUUUGAUGGUCAAUUUCACUUUUCUUUCCUGUUGUAUUGCUUGUGAUACUUCUAUUUGUUUUCUCUUAUUAGACUUCAUUUAAUUUAAAUGAGUAUUGAUCAUAAGUCCUUGUUCAGAGAA